UCACAAAACCCCCCCUUUCUUUUUCAUUUCUUUCAUUCUGUCACCUCCAUUUUUCUCUCUCUUCUCUGCAAAUCUGGAGAGCUAACAAGCAAGAAGGCGAACGAAUUUCCAGCAAUUUUAUUCAAUACCCAUCAAUUUCAGGUACCUCCCCCAAAAAACCCUAAUUUUUAUUUUUCAUAUCUGAGCUCAUUUCAUCUUUAAUUUCAAUUCCACUUUGAAUUGAAUUGAAACCACAUAUAGGUAAAUCAUGGUUAGAGAGCAAAAAGUUGAAGCAUUUUACUCAAAAUUAAGGAAUUCGGCUUUACAAGUGUCGAAUUACUCCCCAGAAUUGUUUGAUUCUGCUUCAGCUUCAUCCCCUUUGUUAAUUUUUCCUUCUACUUCAGAUGUAGAUUCACUCUGUGCCCUAAAAAUUGUUUUUCAUAUACUUGAAUCGGAUUCGAUACAGUAUGCUUGUUACCCGGUAUCGUCUUUCGAAGAGAUUCAUAAGUAUUUGGAGCCUAGUUUGAGCUUAUCACCUGAUACGCCUCUUACAUUGUUGCUUAUAAAUUGGGGUUGUCAUAGGGAUUUGAGGAAGUUGUUGAGUUUGUCGCAAUCGAUUCGGGUUUUUGUUGUGGAUAGUCACCGUCCUAUUCAUUUGCAUAAUUUAAGUGAUGGGAAUGAUAGGGUGGUUGUGCUUUAUACUAAGGAUGAUGAGGAACAGGCUGAUUUGACCUAUGAUUUCGAUAUCUGGCAGUUGGCUAAUGUGAGUGAUUUGAAUAGUGAUGAUGAAGGGGGGGAGGAGAGUGAUGAAGAGGAGAGCGAGAACGAUAGUGAGAGUGAUGAAGAGGCAAGAGAUGGCGAUGAGGCCGGGUUGAAUAGGAAGAAGAGGAGGGUUUCGGAUGAAGGAGAAGCUGACCCAGAUAAGCUUUUCAGAAAGUUGAAAAGACAGUAUUAUCAGAUGGGUACAUUUCAUGGUAGACCAUCUGGGUGUUUGAUGUAUGAUUUGUCGCAUUCUUUGAGGAAAAACACGAAUGAGCAGCUAUGGUUAGCUUGUGUGUCGAUAACUGAUCAGUUUGUACAUGAGAGGUUGACCACUGAGAGGUACCAAGCAGGGGUUAUGGAGCUGGAGCAGCAUAUCAAUAGUCUUGGGAAUUUGGAUGCUGUUACCUCAGUAACUCUGAAAGAUGGGACAAAGAUUCGUGCUCCUGAGUCUUCUAGGAUUGCAUAUGAGGAUGAGCCGAGGUUGAUGUUGUUGAGGGAGUGGAAUUUGUUUGAUUCAAUGCUGUGCUCUUCUUACAUUGCAACAAAGAUGAAGACUUGGAGUGACAAUGGGAUGAAGAAAAUUAAGCUUCUCUUGGCUAGGAUGGGGUUUGCUCUUAUUGACUGCCAACAGAAGUUUCAAUACAUGAAUAUUGAUGUAAAGCGGAAAAUGAAGGAUGAAUUUGAGCGAUUUCUGCCCGAAUAUGGGCUCACUGACUUCUACUACAGAAGUUUUAUGCGGCUUCAUGGGUAUAGCUCAAGGGUUUCUGCUGCAGAUGUGGUGUAUGGGGUCACUGCCCUUUUGGAAUCGUUCAUCAGGUUUGAUGGUUCUUGUGCUUCUAAGCAAUUUGGGGUUGCUUAUGAUGCACUGUCAUUGAAUAACUUGGAUCAGUUGAGGCUUGGAAUGCAGAACGCAAUAAAGGUACAGCGAGCUAUUCUAAGACAAGGAAGCACGGCUAUAACCAAAAAGGGUUCAAUAAGAAGUGGGAGGAAAUUCAGGUGGGUUAAACUCGAAGAUUCAGCAGACACCAAACUAUUAGGAUAUCCUCAAGCAUUGACUAAGUUCUGCUACUUCGUGAUGGAUGCAUUGAGAGAGAAAGGGGCAAGAAUGAAGCCUAUUCUGUGUGCUUGUCUAGCACAAGAACAAGAAAAAGUGUUAAUUGUUGGGGUGACAGGGAAGCCUCGACUUGGGGCAGUACAAGGUAAUGCAUUUGGCAUGGCUUUCAAGAAUGCAGCCCAGGAAAUUGGUGCUGAAUUCUUCCACGAGCUCUUCGAAUCAUCAUGGAUAAUCUUGGAUAGAGUUGCUGUCAAUUCUUUCAUGGUUAGGCUAACUGAAAAACUAUAGUAUAGGAAAACAGAAUACUGGAAUUUCUUUUCUCAUAUAUUGUACUACUAGUAAUUCUCAAGUGUAAACGUGAGUUGAAUUGGCCCCUGUUAGCUAUGUCUAAUUACAUUAUUGCAUUCGUGUGAUCGUGUCUUAUCAUACUCUUGAUUGUUGGAAUGACUUAUGAGCACUACAAGGUAGAGCUGACUAGCUGAGCAAUAAACCAAAACUAAAUUUCCAAUUCAUAUUUUAGGUUUAAAUUGUCUUACUUUGCCAUAUAUCUACUAAAGUUCAGUAGUAUGUUUUUUGUAAACUAAUAAUGGGUUUUGUCUCAAUGUAUAUAUUUAAAGAGCUUUUCUUUUGUUAUUAUUAA
This is a messenger RNA of Chenopodium quinoa (quinoa), 2435 nucleotides long. Its product is annotated as cell division control protein 45 homolog. The record is from RefSeq and is a predicted model, not a curated record. The transcript has a single exon. Lineage: Eukaryota; Viridiplantae; Streptophyta; Magnoliopsida; Caryophyllales; Amaranthaceae. Gene Ontology annotation, biological process: DNA replication initiation; double-strand break repair via break-induced replication; mitotic DNA replication preinitiation complex assembly. Gene Ontology annotation, cellular component: DNA replication preinitiation complex. Gene Ontology annotation, molecular function: DNA replication origin binding; single-stranded DNA binding; chromatin binding. Bases 248 to 2083 code for a protein of 611 amino acids.